AUGGGAGAGAACGGUACUCUUCUAACAGCAGUUUACAAUGACAGCACUUCUGCCUGGGCACCAAUGCCCUCUACUCCGAGCAGACAGCUGGGCACCCUUCCUAACCCGCAGGCGCGCUUCAAGGACCUGACAGGGAUGUUUUUCAUGGUGACCCUGAACGUUCUGGCACUCUUGGCAAACACUGCUGUUCUGGGAGUCGUCAUUAAAGCUCCUCAUCUCAGGAAAUUUGCUUUUGUGUGCCACCUCUGUGCAGUGGACUUGCUGUGUGCCAUCCUGCUCAUGCCUCUUGGCAUCGUGUCCAGUUCCCCGUACUUUGCUGGUGUGGUGUUUACGGUACUGGAGUGUCAGGUCUACAUCUUCCUCAAUGUAAUCCUCAUAGCCGCCUCUAUCUUCACCAUCACAGCCAUCAGUGUGGAGCGUUAUUACUACAUAGUUCAUCCCAUGCGCUACAAGGUCAAGAUGACUCUGAAGCUGACAGCAGUCGUCAUGGUGAUGGUGUGGGUGGCUUCAGCGGUGCUGGGAUUGUUGACCGUGUUCGGAUGGCCAUCUCACAGCGCCAUCAGCCCAGCGCACUGCUCACUUCACUGGAGCCAUAGUGAGCACAGACGUAUUUUCUUAUUGCUCUUCAGCUUCACAUGUUUCUUUGUGCCAGCUGUUGUGAUUUUUGCUGUGUACUGUAAUGUGUACAAGGUGGCCCGCAUGGCUGCGAGGCAGCAUGGACCUUUGCCCUCCUGGACAAACAAUCAACUAAAGCAUCGUUCUGACUCCAUAAACAGCCAGACUACUAUCAUCACAACUCGCAAUGCACCCCGCAGGAUGGCACACGACCGGACCUUUGGCGGCGGUAAAGCUGCUCUCACUCUGGUGGUUAUUGUUGGCCAGUUUCUAAUCUGCUGGCUGCCUUAUUUCGCCCUCCAAGUUCAUUUCAUACUCGAUAAAAAACCCGAAAUCCCUGGUGACCUGGAAGAAGUGAUCACCUGGCUGGCAUAUUCCUCCUUUGCGGUAAACCCUUUUUUCUACGGGCUUCUGAAUCGGCAGAUCAGGGAGGAACUUUAUAAGCUGAAGCGCUGCUACUCAGCGCGGCCAAUGGAGUUGGCUGCUUCCAGUCAUGAGGGCUCAGUCCACGAGAACUUCCUGCAGUUCCUCCACAGAACCAGCUGUACAUUAGAGACACGUGCAAGCUUUGCCAUAUCAAGUCCUAGAAGUACUCUUGAUCAAACUGGACAGCAUGGUUUCAUGAUACCAGGACAGAUCCCAGAGGAGUUCAGUUAG
This is a messenger RNA of Cololabis saira (Pacific saury), 1272 nucleotides long. Its product is annotated as probable G-protein coupled receptor. Gene Ontology annotation, molecular function: G protein-coupled receptor activity. The transcript has a single exon. Gene Ontology annotation, cellular component: signaling receptor complex; endosome; plasma membrane. Lineage: Eukaryota; Metazoa; Chordata; Actinopteri; Beloniformes; Belonidae. The record is from RefSeq and is a predicted model, not a curated record. Gene Ontology annotation, biological process: G protein-coupled receptor signaling pathway. Bases 1 to 1272 code for a protein of 423 amino acids.